AGCGGCUGUGGGUGUGGGAUUGUUUAGUGAACCGCUCCUUCUCCACUCAAAUUCUUUGAUUCUGCUCUUCUUUUUUUCGUUGUUAUCGAAUUCUCUGAUUCAAGGAUUCUCAGGAAAAGGGAAAAAGGAAAGAGAAAUGGCCAGGAAGUUCUUCAUCGGAGGCAACUGGAAAUGCAAUGGAACAAACGAGGAGACGAAGAAAAUUGUGAGCACGUUGAAUCAAGCUGAAAUUCCUUCAGAAGAUGUUGUGGAAGUUGUUGUGAGUCCACCUUUUGUGUUUCUUUCGCUGGUUAAGAGUUUGCUGAGGUCUGAUAUUCAAGUUGCAGCACAGAACUGUUGGGUUCGCAAGGGUGGUGCUUUUACUGGAGAAAUUAGUGCUGAGAUGCUCGUCAAUUUAGGGAUUCCCUGGGUUAUUAUUGGGCAUUCUGAAAGAAGGCUUCUUUUGAACGAAUCCAACGAGUUUGUAGGAGAUAAAGUUGCAUAUGCACUUUCUCAAGGCAUUAAAGUCAUUGCUUGUGUUGGAGAGACUCUUGAGCAGCGAGAAUCAGGAUCAACAUUGGACGUUGUUGCAGCACAAACUAAAGCAAUUGCAGAUAAAAUUUCUCAUUGGGACAAUGUUGUCUUGGCUUACGAGCCAGUGUGGGCUAUCGGAACAGGGAAAGUUGCAACCCCUGCACAGGCUCAGGAAGUCCAUUCUGAAUUGAGGAAAUGGUUUCACAAGAAUGUUAGUGCUGAAGUUGCUGAGUCGAUUAGAAUUAUAUAUGGAGGUUCUGUAAAUGGUGCAAACUGCAAAGAACUGGCAGCACAACCUGACUUGGAUGGAUUUUUGGUUGGAGGAGCUUCGGUUAAGCCCGAAUUUGUUGACAUCAUCAACUCUGCCACAGUGAAGAAAUCUGCAUGAAUCGCUCAAGAACGAGAACGAGAUAGUUCGAUCUUCCUUUAGGUAACCGGGUAUGUUGCAGGAAUUGUUGUUUGCUUGAGCAAUAAAGUUUUACACCCAAUGCUGUUGUAUAAUAAUCACUUUGUAUUCUCUUCUUUUUUAUGCUUUUUAACAUAAAUUCGGCAUGGUUGAGGUCAA
Messenger RNA from Cucurbita maxima (winter squash), 1078 nucleotides. Its product is annotated as triosephosphate isomerase, cytosolic-like. Gene Ontology annotation, molecular function: triose-phosphate isomerase activity. Gene Ontology annotation, cellular component: cytosol. The transcript has 9 exons. Lineage: Eukaryota; Viridiplantae; Streptophyta; Magnoliopsida; Cucurbitales; Cucurbitaceae. Gene Ontology annotation, biological process: gluconeogenesis; glyceraldehyde-3-phosphate biosynthetic process; glycerol catabolic process. The coding region runs from base 137 to 901 and encodes 254 amino acids. The record is from RefSeq and is a predicted model, not a curated record.